AUGUCCAAUAUAGUUACUCGACCAGUAGUAUGUGCAGAUUACGAUGACCGUGUCUCUUCAUUAGCAGGAACCAUGAACGGAACUAUGGAAUCAAUUGCAAAUUCAAAUACGGACGGCAAGGGGAAACGUCCUCGGAUUGAAAACAGAGUUAAUUCUGACAAUGAAGACUGUGAAGAUUAUUGUGAGGAUGAUGUCCCAAAGACUAAGAGAAAGCGACCACGCCAUCCUACACAUCAGCCAGCAUAUAUUCUAUACUCAGCACAAGCUACACGCUCACCAUACCCUCAAUACUUGGCACAGGCUCUUCAGUCCACAUCACACUAUUGGUAUCAGGCACAAGCUCCCGACUUCUUCUCACCAUACCCUCAAUAUUGGGCACAGGCUUCCCAGUUCACAUCACUCUCUUGGUAUCCAGAACAAGCUCCCCAGUUUUUCUAUCCAUACUCUCAGCUUCCGACACAGGCUAACUCACCUCCCAUGAUGUACCAUGAAUUGCAUCAUCGUGCGGCACAAGCUAAUCAAUUCUCACCAUACCCUCAGCAUCCUACGCAAACCAUCCCACCCUCAAAGGAGCUCGUUGAUGAAGAAAGGAAGAACCAAGUUUUGAUCGCUCGGCUCGAACAGCGACUGGAAGCUCUCGAGGGUGACAAGAAGCCCCGGGAGCCCAUGAUGGAUGCGGUCAAAGAUAUGGAGGCGAGACAGCUUUCUGGUCAACUCUCGUCCUAUCUGGAUACCCGUAUGAAGCAUGCAGUUGAAGAAAGACUUAAACGACGAACUAGACAUCUGGACAUCCAUAGUUCCGAGACGACGGCGAGGGGAAUAAGUCUACCAGCCAAACGUGAUUAA
Sclerotinia borealis F-4128 is the source of this 846-nucleotide messenger RNA. The record is from the annotation of a GenBank genome assembly. Lineage: Eukaryota; Fungi; Ascomycota; Leotiomycetes; Helotiales; Sclerotiniaceae.